Amborella trichopoda is the source of this 3032-nucleotide messenger RNA. Its product is annotated as Core-2/I-branching beta-1,6-N-acetylglucosaminyltransferase family protein. Gene Ontology annotation, cellular component: membrane. Gene Ontology annotation, molecular function: glycosyltransferase activity. Lineage: Eukaryota; Viridiplantae; Streptophyta; Magnoliopsida; Amborellales; Amborellaceae. The record is from RefSeq and is a predicted model, not a curated record.
UCUCUCUCUUACACACAAACACACACUCGGAUUUCAGAGCUCUCCCUUUCUUCCCCUCUCACACGGAUUUCAGGUCUCUCUCCGCAUUUUACACGAAUUUCAGUUCUCUGUAUCUCUCUCUCCAAUUCACGCGAAUCUCUCAUUCUCUCUCAUCCACUCUCCCCAGUACACAAUUUUGAGGUCUCUUUGUCUAUCUCCAUCGCGGAUUUCAGGUCUCUCUCUCCACACGGAUUUCAGGUCUCUGUCAUUGAAACGCACUUCAGGUCUCUCUGUGUUCCCCAUUGAAUACGAAUUUCAGGUCUCUCUCUCUCUUCAUUUCCGUUGUAACUCAAGUAAAUGUCUCAAUCCAUUUCCGUUGUAACUUAAGUAAAUGCAUUGCAUGUUAGGAUUCAUGUUUUUAGUUUCUCUUUCCUCUCUCUCCACUUUGCAGAUCUCUUUCUCUAUCUUUUCUCUCUCUCUCUCUCUCUCUCUCCGGGAUCGUGACAUGUGUGAUGAGUAUCCUGUCAUUUCUUAAUCAAAUCAAUCUGUUUGACCUCUCACUUUAUUGUUGCGUUUCGACGCCUCUCUCUAUACAUUUGUGGUCUCUCUCUCUUCUCUCUCUUUAUUUCUAGGAUAGUAAGAUAUCAGGUUCAUUUUGUUAUGGAAUUUGAAACUGGAUCAAUUCUACUGUAUAGAGGGUUCCAUUUGAAGGACUAUAAUGUUUAGGUUCUGAUACAAGAAACAAUGUAAUCUAGGCUGAUGAAUUUUUAGGCUGCAGGCUUUGAUCUGACCUUUGAUUUCUUGGGUCCUUGGGUGAAACUGGAACUUGAGGGACAUGAUACUGGAAAAUAUAGAGUGAUCUUUCAUGCUUUAAUUUUGUGAUGAGAUACUAGAGAUUAUAUUUGGAGCAAGAAGGAUCUCAUAAAGUGGUUCACUGUAUUAAUUUACUGAAAUUGCUUUCCCGAAGGUUAACUGCGACAAAUAUCAAAAUAUUUAUCACCUUUUUUACUUGAUCUUUUUAUGUGGCUACUGAAUGUGGAUGUGACAAUUUAAGUUGGCAUGUGGUGUUAAAAAAGCAGCAAGAUGUUGGUGGUUUGUUGCAUGUUUGAAAUCAUAUUUGAAAUUAGCUGAUUUGAGCAUAUAUCUCGGAGAUUAGGUAAUGAAAGUUUAGUCAUCUCUUGGAAUUACUUCUUGGUUCUGAUUAUCUCUGAAAAUUAUCGGGGUUUUAUAAUGCUAUAAUGGCAUGUGAGAUGUACUUGAAAAGGUAGGGGAUGAACCAAAUGUUGUCAAUUCAAAUUUAUUUGAGCCCUUAAAAUUGUACAGUGAUCCAAAAGUUGAUAUAUAGCUGUCAUGAAAAUUUGGCCCCCUAGAUAGAGGUACUGUUUGAUCGAUGUUACUGAGAUGAAGGCUACAUUAAGAAUUCAAGCAGAAGAGACGGACAGGCUCACGGUUGCUAUAAUAGACUUCCCCUUGAUGUUGCAGGCCUUAUUCAGGGACUGGUCAGUGGGGCUCGUGAAGGUGGUUUCCUUUUUUCUUGUUUUCAUAUGUGGCAUUAUCCUUGGCUUGGCGGCAAGUGCCCAUGUUACCCGUUAUUUUGCCACGAAGAAUGAGUUUUUCCCAGUGCCUCGAAAUUCACCAAAUUGUGUUAAGGAAAUAGUAGAGAUUGAAAGUUGUUUGAGCAUGAAGGGUUUCAUUAAACCUGAAAAAUUGUUGCAUAGUAUGACAGAUGAAGAGCUCUUUUGGAGAGCUUCAAUGGUACCCAAGAAGCGAGAGUAUCCUUACAAGCGAGUGCCUAAAGUAGCAUUCAUGUUUUUGACACGAGGACCCUUGCCACUUGCUCCUUUCUGGGACAAAUUUUUCCAAGGGCAUGAAGGGCAUUAUUCAGUUUAUGUGCACACACUUCCGGACUACCGGCUUAGUGUUUCAACCACCUCUGCUUUCUAUGGCCGCCAGAUCCCCAGUCAGGAGGUUAAGUGGGGGACCAUAAACAUGGCUGAUGGAGAGAGGAGGCUCUUAGCCAAUGCCCUUCUUGAUUUCUCAAACGAAAGGUUUGUUCUAUUAUCAGAGAGUUGCAUUCCGAUGUACAACUUUCCCACAGUUUACAACUAUCUGAUCACAUCAAAGGAGAGUUUUGUGGACUCAUAUGAUGACCCAUCUCGUUAUGGCCGUGGGCGAUACAGCCGAAAUAUGGCCCCUGACAUUAAGCUCCAUCAAUGGCGUAAAGGCUCGCAGUGGUUUGAGGCCCACAGGGAUGUAGCUGUGAAUAUUGUUUCAGACUCGAAAUACUAUACUAUCUUCAAGAAAUAUUGCAAGCCUUCUUGCUACCCAGAUGAACACUACAUCCCUACUUACUUGAAUAUGUUUUAUGGGUCUCUCAAUUCCAAUAGGAGUGUCACUUGGGUGGACUGGUCAAGAGGUGGGCCCCAUCCUGCCACCUUUGGUGGCCCUGAUAUCACUGAAGAUUUUAUUUUUGCAAUUAGGAAUAAUGGAACGACUUGCUUUCAUAACUCAGAGCCGACAUCUCUAUGCUACCUCUUUGCGAGGAAGUUUGCUCCCAGUGCAUUGGGGCCUCUGUUGAACCUCUCUUCAACAGUGAUGGAGUUUUGAUACAAUUUUUUUGAAGUCUUUUUUUGAUGGCUCUCUACCUCCUGCUUGAACUGGAUGUCUGCCUACACUUCACUAUGAACAAAGAGACUACAUUGUAAAUUUCGACCUGGAAAUAAUUGUAUUGUAAGGUUAACCCUUUCAGCCAGAGUAUACUGUGUGGACGAGAGUACGAACUUUUGUUGUUGAUUACGACGUUAUGCAAGCUCAAUCUCUGCACAUUUCGUGAGUAUGAAAAUGGUGCGAUGAGAGGGCAAAUUUAAUUUUUUGGGUAAAAUUUUUAUGUCAGAAUAAUCUUUGGGGCCUUUGCUUGGCAAAUAAACUGCUUUUGUAUCUGCAAAUAAGCUGUGGCUUCGGGUUCUUCUCAAAUCUUAACCAUUUAUGAGGGUUGUUGUACCCUUAAUACAUGACUGGGCAUCGGGAAUGUUCAAAUUUUAUUUUUCUCUAGA